Helobdella robusta is the source of this 2007-nucleotide messenger RNA. RefSeq lists its product as hypothetical. Gene Ontology annotation, biological process: GDP-mannose metabolic process. The transcript is spliced from 12 exons. The record is from RefSeq and is a predicted model, not a curated record. NCBI's taxonomy places the organism in Eukaryota, Metazoa, Annelida, Clitellata, Rhynchobdellida, Glossiphoniidae. The coding region runs from base 94 to 1218 and encodes 374 amino acids. Gene Ontology annotation, molecular function: GDP-mannose 4,6-dehydratase activity.
AUUUAAAUUUUGUAAAAUAGUUAAUAAAAAGUUUUUUUUAUUAUCUAGUUAUUUAUAUCUUUAUUUAUUAAAAUAAAAAAUUUUUACUAGAAAAUGGCGUCUGCUAAUAAUGAAAGCGGCAUAUGUUCCUCUUCUGCCGAAAUCAAAAGCUCUGGCGACCGUGGCAAAAUUGCACUAAUUACGGGAAUCACUGGCCAGGAUGGAUCUUAUUUAGCUGAGUUUCUACUACAGAAGGGCUACCAAGUGCAUGGUAUAAUUAGGCGGGCCAGUACAUUCAACACACAUCGUAUUGAACAUCUUUACGAGCACCCGAUGUCUCAUUCAGAAGGAGCAAAAUUCAAGUUGCACUAUGGAGAUAUGACUGACAGUUCAUGCCUAGUUAAGAUCAUUGCCGAAGUCAAGCCAACUGAAAUAUACAAUCUGGCGGCUCAGAGCCAUGUUAAGGUUUCAUUCGAAUUGAGUGAAUAUACAGCAAACGUUGACGCUCUUGGUACUCUAAGGCUAUUGGACGCCAUUCGAACGUGUGGCCUGACCAAUAGCGUUCGUUUCUACCAGGCCUCGACCAGUGAAAUGUUCGGAAAGGUUCAGGAAAUUCCGCAGAAAGAGACGACGCCAUUUUAUCCUAGAUCACCAUACGGUGUAGCUAAAUUGUAUUCUUAUUGGAUAAUAAAGAAUUAUAGAGAGGCCUAUAAUAUGUUUGCAUGCAAUGGCAUUCUAUUUAAUCACGAAAGUCCGAGGAGAGGCGAGACAUUUGUGACGAGAAAAAUUACGAGAGCUGUCGCGAAGAUCCAUUUAGGCCAGCAAGAAAUUCUCGAACUUGGUAACAUCGAUGCCGAAAGAGAUUGGGGACAUGCUAAGGAUUACGUCGAAGCAAUGUGGAUGAUGUUGCAGACGAAAGAGCCGGACGAUUUCGUAAUCUCGACAGGUGAGACGCACAAAGUCAGGAAGUUUGUGGUAGCCGCCUUCAAGGAAGUCGGCGUCGAUAUUGUUUGGGAGGGUUCAGGAAUAAAUGAAGUGGGCAAGGAUAAGAGAACUGGGGUUGUGAGGGUUAAAAUUAACCCCAAAUAUUAUAGGCCGACCGAAGUUGAAACAUUGUUAGGAGAUUGUACUAAAGCUAAAACUCAGUUAGGAUGGAAACCGAGAUAUAACUUUGACAUGCUCGUCAAAGAAAUGGUAGAGUCGGAUUUGAAACUCAUGAACUUUAAUCCUCAGGCCUAAUGAACGAUUGAAUGAGUAAAUAAACGAAUAAAUGAAUGAACGAAUGAAUGAACGAACGAAUGAACGAACGAACGAAUGAAUGAAAGAACGAAUGAAUGACUGAUUGCCUAAUUUCUUCUUACUAUCACUAUCACCGUUGAGAUAUAUUGUGAUAUGAGCGCCUAUGAUAUCACUACAAUACUUUUGUCUUUAUUAUUAUUUUUGUUAUUACUAUUGUUAUUGUUGUUUUCCAUUCAUCUUGGUGAUAUUGCUGUCAAUGGGUUGACACACACACGCACACACACACACUCACAUACGCACGUACACACACGCACGCGCGUACACACACACAUAUUUUUAUACUUAUUUAUUUAUUCAUAUUAGUUAAACAGACAAAUAUAUCAUGAUGGUUUAAAUCCUUGCAGAGCUGUUUGUCACUCGCUUCUUAAUCUAAUAAACAUUCUUCACGAUUGCACUUGUCUAAAAACCUUUGCUUCUAAAUCAGUCAUCUACGAUUUUGAAUGAUUUAAAUCUGUUUAUAAUAUACUUAUAAUGAUCGUUAUCUCACUCACACACACGCACACAACACACACGUACGUACAUACACACACACGUUCACUCACAGUUAUGUACACACAUACACGUCGUCUUAUCAUUCCUAUACAAUCUAUUCAGAUUCUACAGAUAUGUUUGUAGCUCUAUGAAUCUGUAUAAAUAUUUAUAUAUCGGGUUGUUAGAUUUUGUAUUAAUUUUCUUAUUGUUUAGUUUCAGUUAAUAAAUAUUCAGUUACACACGUAACUUUCAACAUCA